AUGACCACGACACCACCCCUCGCGACGGGUGCCAACCCUCCGAUUCCCGCCGAACAGCUCGCCGCACUUACAUCGCUGCUGUCGGGUCUCACCGCUGCCGCUUCCGGCACUGCCACACCCGCCACGACGUCCGGCACCACUCGCACUGCCUUUCCAAAGCACGCACGCUUGGAUGGUGCGAAGACCUUCGCGAACUGGACACGCCAACUUCGCCUGUGCCUAGCGGACGACAUCCGCUCGUACGUCCUCGACGGUAUCGCACCCGACGACUGGACACCUUCGCAACGCUCCGCUCGCGACGCCGUCGCUCGUGAGGUCCUUGCGAAUUCGAUUGACUCGGCCGAAGUCUCGGCAGUCCUCGACAAAAUCCCUACCGCCGACCUGACAGCGCCGACAAUCUACUCGACGCUGAAAUCGCGGUACGCCCCUGACGACGCCACCCGCACGCUCGAGCUCUUCUCACGACUCUGGGGUUUCCGUCCCAUGCCCGGCACGGUUGCCGAAUUCGACGGGUGGAUCAUGGACUUCAAAGCCGUUGCGCAAGAGAUCAUCGACACAAAGACAACUAUCAAUGAUGUUCUCGCCACACUCCUCCUUGCAAUCGCCCACCCGUCCCUCGAGAGCUUCAAGGCGUCGUUCACCGAUGAACAGCGCACGCAACGAACUCUCCCCGACAUUGAUUCGCUUGCCGACCGUAUGCGAGUCCAACUUCGGUCAACGAACAUCCCCAGCACUCAAUCGGCCCUUCUUGCCUCGUCGUCGUCACGUUCUACUCGUCUCAAGUGUCUCGCCUGUCGCAGCCCUUCGCACCGAGUCGCGGAGUGCCCUACGAGGGCGCAACACCCGCCGCCAGGACCCUGUCGCUCCUGCAAGAAGAAGGAUCACUGGUCUCUCGACUGCAAGAAGGCGCUCGAGGACGGCAAAAAGCCCGACACCGCUGACUCGACCGUCGACUCGCAACACCAUGUCGGAUGUCUCGCCACCGGUCUUCUCGCUCGUCGUCGCCAGCUUCGCAACCACUCUUUUGUCGUCGACUCGGGCGCCACUUCGCACAUGGUCUCGGACAAGUCGCUGUUCACGACCUAUCGCCAUAUCGCUCCUACGAAGAUUGGUGGUAUUGCAGUGUGAAGAGUCCACUCUCAGCUCGACAGGGGCGCCUCGGUCGUUGCGCGCACUUGCUAGCCCGCCCCCGGCGGUGGGGACUUAGACGCGCGCGACUGCCUCAGCGCGCCAGCGCCGGCGGAUUCAUGCGCGCGCCCGCUAGCCCGCCCCCUUGCGGUGGGGACUUAGGCGCGCCGGCGAUUUCACCCGCGGCUGACUUAGGGAUGUACAUUGUCACGCGCCUGGGACUAUCCCAGCGUGGCCCCCCCCUUUCUGUUUCUUAGCUUCCUUCUCAUCACUUCUGUUCGACUCUCAACCUCUCCUGACAGUAGUGGUGAACGUCUCAUAGGUACGCUGAAAUAGAUCACUUCUGUUCGACUCUCAACCUCUCCUGACAGUAGUGGUGAACGUCUCAUAGGUUAUAAGCCCACGAGCCACCAGCUGGCAUGACCACGACACCACCCCUCGCGACGGGUGCCAACCCUCCGAUUCCCGCCGAACAGCUCGCCGCACUUACAUCGCUGCUGUCGGGUCUCACCGCUGCCGCUUCCGGCACUGCCACACCCGCCACGACGUCCGGCACCACUCGCACUGCCUUUCCAAAGCACGCACGCUUGGAUGGUGCGAAGACCUUCGCGAACUGGACACGCCAACUUCGCCUGUGCCUAGCGGACGACAUCCGCUCGUACGUCCUCGACGGUAUCGCACCCGACGACUGGACACCUUCGCAACGCUCCGCUCGCGACGCCGUCGCUCGUGAGGUCCUUGCGAAUUCGAUUGACUCGGCCGAAGUCUCGGCAGUCCUCGACAAAAUCCCUACCGCCGACCUGACAGCGCCGACAAUCUACUCGACGCUGAAAUCGCGGUACGCCCCUGACGACGCCACCCGCACGCUCGAGCUCUUCUCACGACUCUGGGGUUUCCGUCCCAUGCCCGGCACGGUUGCCGAAUUCGACGGGUGGAUCAUGGACUUCAAAGCCGUUGCGCAAGAGAUCAUCGACACAAAGACAACUAUCAAUGAUGUUCUCGCCACACUCCUCCUUGCAAUCGCCCACCCGUCCCUCGAGAGCUUCAAGGCGUCGUUCACCGAUGAACAGCGCACGCAACGAACUCUCCCCGACAUUGAUUCGCUUGCCGACCGUAUGCGAGUCCAACUUCGGUCAACGAACAUCCCCAGCACUCAAUCGGCCCUUCUUGCCUCGUCGUCGUCACGUUCUACUCGUCUCAAGUGUCUCGCCUGUCGCAGCCCUUCGCACCGAGUCGCGGAGUGCCCUACGAGGGCGCAACACCCGCCGCCAGGACCCUGUCGCUCCUGCAAGAAGAAGGAUCACUGGUCUCUCGACUGCAAGAAGGCGCUCGAGGACGGCAAAAAGCCCGACACCGCUGACUCGACCGUCGACUCGCAACACCAUGUCGGAUGUCUCGCCACCGGUCUUCUCGCUCGUCGUCGCCAGCUUCGCAACCACUCUUUUGUCGUCGACUCGGGCGCCACUUCGCACAUGGUCUCGGACAAGUCGCUGUUCACGACCUAUCGCCAUAUCGCUCCUACGAAGAUUGGUGGUAUUGCAGGGGGCAUCAACGCCAUCGGAACGGGAAACAUCGCCUUCAUUGCCGCCUCGGGUCAUCCGAUCACGCUUACCGGCGUGCUGCACACUCCGGGCCUGUUUGUCAAUCUUCUCUCGGUCUCUCGACUUUGCGACACCGACGAUGUCCGUGUCGCCUUCACAAAACACGGCAUCCACAUUGACAAGGACGGCAACGACAUCGCUGAAGGCGCACGACUCGACGAAGGGCUCUACUUGCUGGACGCUGAUCAUUCCAAAUGUCAGCACCUUGCUCUCCUUUCUCGCUCACAGUCGUCCGUGCCCCUGCUGACUCUCCAUCGCUGCCUCGGCCAUCUCGCACCGUCCUCCAUACAGAAGAUGGUUGCCGCUGGUUUGCUGGAGGGUCUCAGGGCCGGAUAUAGUGACGAAGAGGUAGAGAAGUUUGUCUGCAAUGCUUGCCUCAGCGCAAAGGGCCAUCGUCUUCCCUUUCCCGAUUCGGAUUCGCACUCCUCAGAGAGACUCGGCCUUGUACACAGCGAUGUGCUUUCCUUCCCCGAGCGGUCCUUGACUGGCAAACGUUACCUGGUCACAUUCCUUGACGAUUACUCGCGCAAACUCUGGGCCUACGCAAUCGGACACAAAAGCGAAGUCUUCGGCAUAUUCAAAACUUGGCUAGCCGAGGUUGAACUCGAGACGGGUGCGACGCUGAAGGUCCUCCGAACCGACAACGGUGGCGAAUACUGUUCGAGAGCGUUCACAGAGUUCUGCAAGACACGAGGCACCCGUCGACAAUACUCUAUCCCACGCACGCCUCAACAGAACGGUCGUGCAGAGCGGGUCAAUCGUUCCAUUGUCGAAGGCGUCCUUGCCCUCCUUGUCGACGCCCACCUACCCAAGACAUUCUGGGAGGAGGCUGCAGCUUAUUUCGUUUACUGCAAGAACCUGUGUCAACACGCGGCCCUGGACAAGGCAACACCAAACUCCGUCUGGCAGGGUGACCACACCACUGCCUCGGCGCUUCACCCGUUCGGCUGUACAGCUUGGCUUACGGUCGCGCCCGAACUUCGCUCCAAACUCGACCCGAAGGCGGUUCGCGUUUUUUUCACCGGCUACGACCUGGCUUCAAAAGCCUUUCGCUUCUACGACACUACAACACAGAAGAUUAUACUUGGCAGAAAUGCCACGUUCCUCGACACUGAAUUCCCCGGAUUACAUGGCGACCCCACUGAGCAAGACGGCGACACGCACUUCGCCAGCGCUCCCACCACCGAAUCUCAAACCGUUGUCAAGACAUGGACCCCACUAGUAAGGUCGGCGCACAUGGACGUCUCAUCCCCCCUUGAUGAUUCUGCCAUGAGCGCCGUUGACGUGGCCCCAGGGUACACUGGCGGAACCUUACUUAACUUCACAGAUGCCGAAUCGUCCUCGUCACCGUCGCCUGCGUCGCCCUCAUCACCGUCGUCUGCGCCAUCGCCUGCACUUUCACCAUCGUCGGCUGCGUCAUCGUCACCCUCGGCCUUACCGACCGACUCUGAAGACUCCGCCGAUCCCCUCGACCUCCUCGGCUCACAGCCCCAGGUUCGCCUCGAUCUACAGGACGUGCACCACCCAGACUUCAGCACGUACCGCGAGCCCGCAUCGGCUGAGGAGUCGCCCGACGAACUCGACCUCAUUGGGCGCCACUCUCGCGACGAAUCUCCGGACGAAAUCGAUUUCCUCACCCGACACCACCGCGCCUUCAUCGCCAUCGACGACGACACCUCUGACACAGAGGCAAUUCAGCCAGUCAAGUCCAUCACGAGCGACCCACAGACCUGGCGCGAGGCGAUGUCUAGCGACAAGCGUGAAGUAUGGGCCAAAGCCGCCACCGACGAGUUCACCUCCAUGCGCGACGACUUCAAGGUCUUCACCAUCGAGGACCGAGCCACGGUGCCCGCGGGUGCGACUAUCGUUACAUCCAAGUUCGUCUGGAAAACGAAACGGAACGCACUCGGCGAAGUCACUGGACACAAGGCAAGGCUGGUCGCGCAAGGCAAUCGGCAACGCGACGGCAUCGACUUCAACGAAACGUUCGCACCGGUCGCACGCUUCUCCUCGAUACGCUCACUCCUCGCGCUGGCGGCCGCCAACGGCUUGCACGUGCACCAGGCGGACAUCGACAAAGCAUAUCUGCAUGGCGACCUUGACCACGACAUCUGGAUGACGGCACCGCGCGGCUUCGACCUUCCCAGCGACAAGGUGCUUCGCCUGCGACGCUCCAUCUACGGGCUCAAACAGGCUGGCCGAAUCUGGAAUCGACACAUCGACGCUUCGCUUCGGGCCCUCGGUUACACGGCGACGGGCACCGACCACUGCGUAUACUCUUGGCUCGAUGAUCGUCAAUGUCCACACUACAUCGCACUGUACGUCGACGACCUCCUGAUGAUCAGCCCGGAACUGGCCGAAAUCGAACGUGUCAUCUCAGGCCUGGACCAACGCUACGGAGUCAAGCGCCUCGGCCCGGCCGAGUAUAUCCUCGGCAUCCAGAUCAGGCGGUUCGACGACGGCUCUAUCGCCCUAUCCCAGGAACGGUACAUCAUGGACGUGCUCGCUCGGUUCCACUUCGACACCACGACUCGCGGCACUACAGUUCCGAUGACUCCCGGCCUUUCGCUCACUGCUAUCCCGGGUCAAGGCACCGAACGGAUCAGGUCAUGGUAUCUGCAGGCUAUCGGCUCGCUCCUCUACAUUUCGCUCGGUACCCGCCCUGACAUCGCCUUCGCCGUGUCCUACCUGGCCCGCUUCGCCAACAACCCCGGUCGUCGUCAUUGGAUUGCGGUCAAGCACAUCCUACGCUAUCUCCGGGCCACGUAUCGCAACGAACUCGUGUAUGCUCGCGGCCAGGCUCGCAUCACGGGUGUGGUAGGCUACUCCGACGCGAACUGGGGGGCCUGCAUCGACACAUCGGUGUCCACCAUGGGCUACGUCUUCUACAUCGCUGGCUCGGCCGUGUCCUGGUCGUCCAAACGCCAGUCUCGAGUUGCCGAUUCGACCACCGACGCUGAAUACCUCGCCCUCUCGCAUGCUGGCAAGGAAGGGAUUUACCUCAGUCAGCUGCUCGAAGAGCUCCAUGUACAACCUGUUGCACCGGCUCACAUCUUUACUGACAACGAAGCCGCUGCUGCAGUUGCUCACGAUCCUGUCCGCGUCUCUGGCACUCGGCACAUACGCUUGCGUGAGCACUUCGUUCGGGACAUGGUGAAUCGGGGCGACAUCUCUCUCUCGCAUGUGGGUACCAGCGACAUGGUGGCCGACAUCUUCACCAAGGCUCUCGGCCCAAAGGUCUUCUCAACGCACUGCUACGCCCUCGGCCUUCGCACUCGACACCCGCGGCUUGGGUCUGCCUCGCAUUCGCGUGGGGGGGGGUGUGAAGAGUCCACUCUCAGCUCGACAGGGGCGCCUCGGUCGUUGCGCGCACUUGCUAGCCCGCCCCCGGCGGUGGGGACUUAGACGCGCGCGACUGCCUCAGCGCGCCAGCGCCGGCGGAUUCAUGCGCGCGCCCGCUAGCCCGCCCCCUUGCGGUGGGGACUUAGGCGCGCCGGCGAUUUCACCCGCGGCUGACUUAGGGAUGUACAUUGUCACGCGCCUGGGACUAUCCCAGCGUGGCCCCCCCUUUCUGUUUCUUAGCUUCCUUCUCAUCACUUCUGUUCGACUCUCAACCUCUCCUGACAGUAGUGGUGAACGUCUCAUAGGUACGCUGAAAUAGAUCACUUCUGUUCGACUCUCAACCUCUCCUGACAGUAGUGGUGAACGUCUCAUAUGCAGGGGGCAUCAACGCCAUCGGAACGGGAAACAUCGCCUUCAUUGCCGCCUCGGGUCAUCCGAUCACGCUUACCGGCGUGCUGCACACUCCGGGCCUGUUUGUCAAUCUUCUCUCGGUCUCUCGACUUUGCGACACCGACGAUGUCCGUGUCGCCUUCACAAAACACGGCAUCCACAUUGACAAGGACGGCAACGACAUCGCUGAAGGCGCACGACUCGACGAAGGGCUCUACUUGCUGGACGCUGAUCAUUCCAAAUGUCAGCACCUUGCUCUCCUUUCUCGCUCACAGUCGUCCGUGCCCCUGCUGACUCUCCAUCGCUGCCUCGGCCAUCUCGCACCGUCCUCCAUACAGAAGAUGGUUGCCGCUGGUUUGCUGGAGGGUCUCAGGGCCGGAUAUAGUGACGAAGAGGUAGAGAAGUUUGUCUGCAAUGCUUGCCUCAGCGCAAAGGGCCAUCGUCUUCCCUUUCCCGAUUCGGAUUCGCACUCCUCAGAGUGUGAGGAAUCCACUCUCCGCUCGGCUCAGGACUUAGGCGCGCGGAGCGAACCGGGCGCGGACUUAGGCGCGCGGAGUGAGCCGGGCGCCCCGGCCCAGGACUUAGGCGCGCGAAGCGAGCCUGGGACUUAG
Messenger RNA from Microbotryum saponariae, 7072 nucleotides. Lineage: Eukaryota; Fungi; Basidiomycota; Microbotryomycetes; Microbotryales; Microbotryaceae. The record is from the annotation of a GenBank genome assembly.